AUGAAAGUUUUAAAGGUAGAUGAAUAUCCGCUAACUAAUUUCGAGGUGAAACAAGUGGUUGAACAACAUUUUGAAUUUAGAAAAGAAAAAUUCGGUGUGAGAGAAUUUAAUUUUAAACGAAAUAGAGAUCCCUUGUUGGAUUUUGAAUGUCGUUUACUGUAUUAUUUUGACAAGCAAACAAUAGUGAAAUAUCAAAAUGAAGAAACUAUUCGAAAUUUACUUAAAGAGUUGGAGCCUUACCGUUUAACCAAGUUAGAAAAGAUGUUGAUGGUGAAUAAUCCUCCAUCGACUCUUGUUGAAAUUCACUCGAUUAUUGACAGUUGUGAGUCACGAUACAAUGAAGAGGACAUUUUGAAAAUGCUUGAAAUUAUUAACACUAAUUUAUUGAAAACACCAACUGCAUCUGCAAUUUCUUCAGAUAGCUCUGAGAAGAAAAACAAGAAAGACAGAAAGUCCAAAAACAAGGCUGGCGAGAGAACCACUUGGUAUGAAUUCAUUUCGAAUAUUGAUGCAGCGAGAAAAAAAAAGCAAGAUGCUCAAAACAAACAAAAGGAACAAACUAAGGAAGGCACUAGUGGAACCAGCACAGACACCACUCAAAAAAGUGACGUGAUGGACAUUCUGUAA
Naegleria fowleri is the source of this 627-nucleotide messenger RNA. RefSeq lists its product as uncharacterized. Gene Ontology annotation, biological process: transcription initiation at RNA polymerase III promoter. Gene Ontology annotation, cellular component: RNA polymerase III complex. Bases 1 to 627 code for a protein of 208 amino acids. The record is from RefSeq and is a predicted model, not a curated record. Lineage: Eukaryota; Heterolobosea; Eutetramitea; Acrasida; Naegleriidae. The transcript has 3 exons. Gene Ontology annotation, molecular function: nucleotide binding.